Messenger RNA from Panicum virgatum (switchgrass), 1163 nucleotides. RefSeq names its product glutathione S-transferase T2-like. NCBI's taxonomy places the organism in Eukaryota, Viridiplantae, Streptophyta, Magnoliopsida, Poales, Poaceae. The record is from RefSeq and is a predicted model, not a curated record. The transcript is spliced from 2 exons. The coding region runs from base 100 to 1035 and encodes 311 amino acids.
CCGUAUCCGUACCCACCGUAUCCCUACCCACCGUACCCGUAUCCUCCAGCUCCCGCCGCUUCCAGAGUCGCUCCCCCACCGUAUCCAUAUCCUGCUCCCAUGACCGAUGCUCCUCCGCCAUAUCCCUACCCUCCAUAUCCGUACCCUCCAUACCCCUACCCUCCGCCUCCCACAUUCACGACAUCUGCUCCUCACGGUCAUGCUGGAGGUGCUGCCUCCGCUGGCUCGGAGAAUGAAGGCGGGGGUACGACCGCACCAUGUCGUCCAGCCAUUCCCAAAAAGAGGAAUGAGUGGACGCCCGCAGACGAGGAGAAACUGGUUAAUGCUUGGUUGAUGCACUCGGUCGAUUGCGUGGACGGAAACAGCAAGAGCGGCCCAACCUUUUGGGGCCAAAUAAGCGACACCUACAACGCCACCACCGACCCACUCCGACACCCCACCGCCAAGCAACUGAAGGAUCAUUGGUCCAUGUACAAUGCACGGGUCUCCUUGUUCAAUGCAAUAUACAACCAAGAAGUGUCGAAGCGGCAAAGUGGAGCCGACGACGACAUGGUGAUGGACGAAGCCAAAGCAAGGUAUGCACGAAGGGCUGGCCAUGAGUUUAAGCUUUUUCAUUGGUGGGAAGCUGUCCGUCACCAGCCGAAAUGGUCAGUGAAGUAUGGUGGUGGGCCGAAUAUAGACGUGUCGAAGAGAUCACGUCUCGGAGCUUCCGGUGAGUAUAGCUCCGGCUCUCGGGAGACCGACGAGGAGGUGAACCGUCCCCCGGGUCGUGAUAGAUCGAAGGCGGCUGCGCGGAAGGGUAAGGGGAAGGUAGGCUCAAGCAGCCAUACUUCUACUGAUUCCGCAGACAUGGGCGAAAAGUUGGAAGAUCUUUGCAAGAUCACCCACGAGUACGCUCAAGCAAAACUGUGGAAGCAGUGGAACAUACUCAGUUCACGCUCGACGGACGGUAUGACGGAUGCUCAGAAGAAGGUUCAUGACCGAGCGUUAAAACGUCUGCAACAACAGCUUCACCUCGACGACGACGACGAGUAGAUUUAUGUAAUUUUCUUUAUUUUAAAUUGUCGUGUAAUUUUUAUUUCGAAUUUUUAUGUAAUUUCUGAAUUUUUAAAUUUAAUAAAGUGGUUUUGCUGUGUCAAUUUAAAUCAUAGAGCAACGCGUUC